UACGACCACGCCGUACGAUUGUUGCUCACUUUUUAGUCCUUUAUUCGCUCGGCAACGGGGAACAAAAUCCAUUAAUCCCCAAAUUGCUCGUAUCUCGGCGAUAAACCACUCCAAUGAGAUGAGAAUUUGAGCUCCUAAACCCAAAAUUCGAGCGAUUUGUCAUUUGUAACGAAGAAGUCGAGGGAGAUCGCGUUGGAAUGGCGUGUUCGUCGGAGUAAUUCGAUCUAGUUAGGGUUUCCAUUGCUGGGAUUUAGGGUUUUUUUCGGAAGGGGGCGGAGGGGCAGGAGAUGAAGGAUGUGGUGGGGAGCCCAGGGACAUGGAGUAGCCUCAUUCUGAGAUUUGGGCAGUGUGCCUUCGCGGGUGCUUCGAUCGGGGUGAUGGCCUCCGCUUUAGGGUUUUCAAGUUACACCGCAUUUUGUUACUUGAUUGCUUCGAUGGGACUGCAAGCACUGUGGAGCUUUGGACUUGCUUGUCUUGAUGUUUAUUCUUUGAAGACUAAGAGAGAUCUCCAUAACCCUGUGCUUGUGAGCUUGUUUGUGGUCGGUGACUGGGUCACGGCAGUUUUAUCAUUUGCAGCAGCAUGCUCAUCAGCUGGUGUUAUAGUUUUGUUCGAAAGGGAUGUACACUUCUGCAGAAUGUAUCCGCAAUUCCCUUGUAGUCGGUAUGAACUUUCCAUUGUAUUAGCUUUCAUUACGUGGUCGUUUAUUGGUACUUCCUCCCUCGUGAUGUUCUCUCUCUUGGCAUCGUUAUGAACUUUUCUGUAUCUCCGCUAUCUAUGUAACAUAGAUUGCUUCAUUGUCAGAAACCACACUUUGUAUGAUUGGAAAUAUUGUGAGUUCGGUUUUAAAAGUAAUCAAUUCUUGAUUUAUCAAAAAAGUUUGUAAUUGUGUGUUCUUAUUUACUUUUAGACCUCUGUGGUGGUUAUGAAUUAUAAGCACUAUUUUCUGUUGAGUUCA
Messenger RNA from Ananas comosus (pineapple), 956 nucleotides. Its product is annotated as CASP-like protein 5B3. The record is from RefSeq and is a predicted model, not a curated record. Bases 288 to 752 code for a protein of 154 amino acids. Gene Ontology annotation, cellular component: membrane. NCBI's taxonomy places the organism in Eukaryota, Viridiplantae, Streptophyta, Magnoliopsida, Poales, Bromeliaceae. The transcript has 3 exons.